GAAAACGCUGACUACAGCACACGCCACUAUAUUUAUUCUUUAUGCCUAUCGAAAAAAGCCGUGGGUUCCGGCAUCUGUAUUUUAUUUACCAGCGGUAUAAUUAAUAUAGAAAUAAAAUGACAAUCGGCAAGAACAACAAAAUGAUUCAGCACCUGAAUUAUCGGGUGCGAAUCGUGCUUCAGGACUCGCGUACCUUCAUCGGUACCUUCAAAGCCUUCGACAAACACAUGAACUUGAUCCUAGGAGAUUGCGAGGAGUUCCGUAAGAUUCGCUCGAAGAAUUCAAAGGUGCCGGAGCGCGAGGAGAAGCGCGUUCUGGGCUUUGUAUUGCUGCGCGGCGAGAACAUAGUUUCCCUGACGGUGGAGGGACCACCGCCGCCGGAAGAGGGCCUGCCCCGAGUUCCCAUUCCGGGAGCAGCACCUGGCCCGGGAAUUGGUCGCGUGGCCGGACGCGGAGUGCCCAUCAAUAUGUCCGCCGUGCCAGCAGGUCUCCAGGGUCCCGUAAGAGGUGUGGGCGGACCCGCCCAACAACACAUGGCUCCAAUGGGACGAGGAGUGCCCCGAGCUCCGAUGAUGGGUGCCCCGCCACCAGGCAUGAUUCCCGGCGGCAUGCCCUCGAUGCCAGGAAAUAUGGGACGCGGUGCUCCCCCUCCGAUGCGCGGUCCGCCGCCCAGCAUGAUCCGUGGAGCACCACCACCGGGCAGGGGUGGCUAUUAAAUAUAAAGUACAAACUAAUAAAAACUCAUUUAGAAAACA
Messenger RNA from Drosophila yakuba, 755 nucleotides. It is a transcript of the gene SmB, whose product is annotated as small nuclear ribonucleoprotein-associated protein B. Bases 117 to 716 code for a protein of 199 amino acids. Gene Ontology annotation, molecular function: RNA binding. Lineage: Eukaryota; Metazoa; Arthropoda; Insecta; Diptera; Drosophilidae. The transcript is spliced from 2 exons. The record is from RefSeq and is a predicted model, not a curated record. Gene Ontology annotation, cellular component: U4/U6 x U5 tri-snRNP complex; U5 snRNP; catalytic step 2 spliceosome. Gene Ontology annotation, biological process: mRNA splicing, via spliceosome.